UUGGGGGCGAUAAUGCAAAAUAUUGGUUGACACACAACUGAAGAAGAAAAAGCAGAACAAUUUUGUCUUUACAAAUAUUUUCCUGUAUGUGAGAUAAUUUCCUUGUUCUCUGUAAUAUCCUAUAGAUUUGGAAUCGUGACAUUAUCUACGGUGGAGGAAAAUAUGCAUGUUUCUCGACUCAUACCCUGACUAUGAGAAAGGGUUGAGUGACGAUUCGUUUAGCAACCUUGUGACCCAGCAUGACACCGUGAACAAGAUUGGUCGACCGUCUGCUGGAUCCGAAGCAAGAUACAUUGUCGCCAUGUUUUGUGUUUCGUUAAGGACUCAGAGUGGCCUUCCUGCGGAAGGAAAUGUCGACUCCCGGAACACUUAAAACAAAGUAACUGUACUACUGUAGCCAACACACUUAGAAAAUAAGACAAGCGAAGAAAUGCAUAGUUUCCACAAUGGAUCCGGACAAAGCUAUUCCGUUCCCCUCUACACUCCCGGAGUCCCCAGGUCAAACGUCUCCCGGGACCGCUUUACUGCUGGGUCUGGUUGACUGCAGGAAAACACCGGGGCAGAAUGGAACUGAGAGAGGAGAAGAUAAGGAAGAUGGAGAUUUCAUUUCAUUAAGUAAGAACCAUGCGGACAGCCCUAACCGUUGCUCUCUCAGUGGGAGGGGCUUAUCAUCUGGGGAGCCUCAACAACAACAUGAUGCUGACAAGACGUCUCUCCAGAAGAGUCUCUCCAGAUCAGAACAUCUUAGUAAACACCAGCAGAAACUUACAGGGAAGAAACCACACCACUGCUGUUCUGACUGUGGGAAGAGUUUUGCUAAACAGACAGAAUUGAUAAUUCACCAGCGGAUUCACACUGGGGAGAGGCCUUAUAGCUGUGAUCAGUGUGGGAAGAGCUUCAAUCAAUCAGGACACCUGACUACACACCAACGCAUACACACAGGAGAGAAGCCUUAUAGCUGUGAUUGGUGUGGGAAGGGCUUCAAUCAAUCAGGAGCACUGACUACACACCAACGCAUACACACAGGAGAGAAGCCUUAUAGCUGUUAUCAUUGUGGGAAGAGCUUCAGGAUGUCAGGAGAUCUGACUGCACACCAGCACAUACACACAGGACAGAAGCCUUAUAGCUGUGAUCAGUGUGGGAAGAACUUCAAUCGUUCAGGACAACUGACUACACACCAGCGCAUACACACAGGAGAGAGGCCUUAUGGCUGUGUUCAGUGUGGGAAGAGCUUCAAUCGUUCAGGACACCUGACUACACACCAGCGCAUACACACAGGAGAGAAGCCUUAUAGCUGUGAUCAGUGUGGGAAGAGCUUCAAUCAUUCAGGAUCCCUAAUUACACACCAGCGCAUACACACAGGAGAGAAGCCUUAUAGCUGUGAUCAGUGUGGGAAGAGCUUCAUUCUUUCAGGAUCCCUAAUUACACACCAGCGCAUACACACGGGAGAGAGGCCUUAUGGCUGUGAUCAGUGUGGGAAAAGCUUCAAUCAUUCAGGACACCUGACUACACACCAACGCAUCACACACAGGAGAGAAGCCUUAUAGCUGUGAUCAGUGUGGGAAGAGCUUCAAUCAAUCAGGACACCUGACUAUACACCAACGCUUACACACAGGAGAGAAGCCUUAUAGCUGUGA
Oncorhynchus nerka (sockeye salmon) is the source of this 1637-nucleotide messenger RNA. RefSeq names its product zinc finger protein 239-like. Gene Ontology annotation, biological process: regulation of transcription by RNA polymerase II. The transcript has 4 exons. The record is from RefSeq and is a predicted model, not a curated record. Gene Ontology annotation, molecular function: DNA-binding transcription factor activity, RNA polymerase II-specific. Bases 447 to 1547 code for a protein of 366 amino acids. NCBI's taxonomy places the organism in Eukaryota, Metazoa, Chordata, Actinopteri, Salmoniformes, Salmonidae. Gene Ontology annotation, cellular component: nucleus.